AUGGCUCCUCCUACCAAGUUUGCGGUUGCGCUCUUUCCGGGCUUCCAGGCUUUGGAUGUCUUUGGGCCACUAGAUACGCUAAACUACAUGUCCAAGCGACAACAUCUUGAGCUCUCACUACUCCAUACCUCGCUAGAGCCUGUAUCAACUUUGUUAGAAGAUGGUACUUCUGGCCGUAUUGGACAGAGUAUUGUUCCAACACAUACCUACGAGACUGCCCCAGACGAUAUUGAGGUGCUUCUUGUGCCGGGCGGCAUGGGAGCCAGAGAUGCGAACAAUGUGAAACCGGUUCGAGAGUUCGUCAAGGAGAGAUAUCCUAAGUUGAAGUUCUUGUUGACUGUUUGCACGGGAAGUGCAAUUGUAGCACAGUCUGGCGUGCUGGACGGCAAGGAAGCGACGUCCAAUAAGAGAUCGUUUGACUGGGUUCAAUCCCAGGGUCCUAACGUCAAAUGGGUGCGAAAGGCGAGAUGGGUUGUAGAUGGGAACAUCUGGACUUCCUCGGGCAUCACCGCCGGUAUAGAUCAAAUCUAUGCCUUCAUCGCAGAUCAGUAUGGUCAAGAACUUGCAGAUGACACGGCGAAAGGGUCUGAGUAUGUUCGCAACACUGAUUCUAAGGAAGAUCCUUUUGCUGUGUAA
Fusarium sp. VM40 is the source of this 636-nucleotide messenger RNA. NCBI's taxonomy places the organism in Eukaryota, Fungi, Ascomycota, Sordariomycetes, Hypocreales, Nectriaceae. The record is from the annotation of a GenBank genome assembly.